CCAGUUCAUUCACAAUCGCAUUUCACAAACCCUAAAUUUUGAAUUCUUUUCAACCAAAAAAUGGACUCAUCAUCAAUCUCACCCCUCUUAAUCCCAAAAGACCCAAUCCCAAAACCUGACCAGAAGAUUAAGAAAAGCUUCAUGUCCUCAAUAAUGGCAGCCUCCUUCAAAGAAGACACCUACCAUCACCAUACCCUCAAAUCCUCUGAAAAGAAAGCCCUUGAAGAGCUCAGAGACCUGCUCAUUUCCACCUCCAAUGUCCAAGAAUCCAUCUGGGGUAUCCCACUGCUGCUACCCACCACCCCUUCAGAAACAGAGAAAUCCGAUGUCGUCCUCCUCAAGUUCCUUAGAGCAAGAGAGUUCAGGGUUCAAGAUUCUUUCAACAUGCUCCUCAAAUGCCUUUCGUGGCGACAGGACUUUGGAGCCGACUCCAUUGUUGAAGAGGAUUUAGGGUUUAAAGAACUUGAAGGUGUUGUGGCUUACAUGAAUGGGUUCGAUCGAGAAGGCCAUCCUGUGUGUUACAAUGCUUAUGGGAUGUUCAAGAAUCAAGAAAUGUACGACAGAUUCUUUGGAGAUGAUGAAAAGUUGCACAAGUUUCUGAGGUGGAGGGUACAAGUUCUUGAACGAGGGAUCAAGAUGCUGCAUUUUAAGCCUGGAGGAAUUAACUCAAUUAUUCAGGUCACUGAUCUUAAAGAUAUGCCCAAAAGAGAGCUUAGGGUUGCUUCUAAUCAUAUCCUCUCUCUCUUCCAAGAUAAUUACCCAGAAAUGGUUGCUUGUAAGAUAUUCAUCAAUACACCGUGGUACUUCAGCAUGUUGUAUUCAAUUCUGAGUCCAUUUAUGACUCAAAGGACAAAGAGCAAAUUUGUGAUCUCCAAGGAAGGAAAUGUUGCAGAAACACUCUACAAGUACAUAAGGCCCGAGGAUAUACCUAUCCAAUACGGUGGUCUGAGUCGACCCAGUGAGUUGAACAAUGGUCCAGCUAAACCAGCUUCUGAGUUCACGGUCAAAGGUGGAGAAAAAGUUAACAUUCAAAUCGAGGGCAUUGAGGCAGGUGCAACGAUUACUUGGGACGUAGUUGUGGGAGGGUGGGAUUUGGAAUAUUGUGCAGAGUUUGUACCCAAUGCCACCGGAAGCUACACAAUUGCGGUGGAGAAGCAGAGGAAGAUGGUAGCCACGGAUGACGCAGUGCACAACUCCUUCACCGCAAAAGAAGCCGGGAAAUUAGUUUUAUGCAUUAAUAACACGGCUUCCCGGAAACGGAAAGUUGCUGCUUAUCGGUAUCUAGUUAGGAAAUCAAUGGUAGUAUGAGUGUAUCGUGUCGUGUUUCCAAUUUUCAUGAUUUUGUGUCGUCUUGGAAAUCUUGAUGAGAUGUGUUUGUGAACGAGAUGAUAUGGGUUGCUUGUAAUGUAUAACAUCGGGUUUUUUUCGUC
Messenger RNA from Cynara cardunculus var. scolymus (artichoke), 1430 nucleotides. RefSeq names its product patellin-6-like. NCBI's taxonomy places the organism in Eukaryota, Viridiplantae, Streptophyta, Magnoliopsida, Asterales, Asteraceae. The transcript is spliced from 4 exons. Gene Ontology annotation, molecular function: lipid binding. The record is from RefSeq and is a predicted model, not a curated record. The coding region runs from base 61 to 1308 and encodes 415 amino acids.